CCACCACUCCAGUCCAGCAGUGUGUGUGCGGGAGCUUGUAGUGGGAACGUGUUGUCGGGCGCUCCGGCCUCCUUUAGCCCAACAUCUGUGGCUGUUCCAUCUCGUUCGUCCAUACCAGUGUCACGUAGCUGCCUGCCUACCUGCCACAGCAGCAGCGGUGGUACUAGUACUAGUGUGUUGUUCCUUCCGCACGUGGGAUUGAUCUCGUGCUUUCGAUGCCGUAAACGGGGAGGAAAUUGUGAGAGCGAAAACUCAGAGGGAGAGAGAGAGAGAGUGAGGGGAUAGAGAGAGAGAUAGCCGAUGUGUUAGUAGUGUUUGGAAGGCAGCGAGUGCGAGAGUGGCUUGCUGGUGGUACUAGUCUAGUGGCUGCCGUCGCAGGCAGAGUUGGGGUGAGAGAGAGAGAGAGUGUGUCUGUGUGUGUGUGUUAGUGCGUUCUUGCUGCCGGUUCUUUGAAAGAUACGCCCCAGCAGACCACACCGUCACCAGGUGAACGCUGUUACGACGACAACGCACGUGCUUUGGAAAAGAGAAAUUGAGAUAUAACGUCACAUCGUACUACAGGUGCUUUUUUGUCUCUUACGAGUGCAAGUGUCCUGUCCCGUCCUGAGUGUGUGACUGUGUGUGUGUGUGUGUGGUCCCGCCAAUGAAUUCGUGCACACACGCCUUUUUUUAGGAGGGGGUGGGAAUCCUGCUCGAUCUCCCCAGGACCGCCGUGCAGUGACCCCAGUGAGCCUAAAAGGACUGCAAACCAUCCUACAAUAGGAGAAGAAGAACUGAGGAAAGGAAUUUACGAACCGCUCUCCGUCUCCCGUGUCUGUUGGUGAAUACGAACUCGAAGCCCCUUUUUCUUCUUCAGACACACACCUGUUGGUGGCUCGUUGGACGACCAGCUGAUAGACAGCUCUUUAUCAACCUGCGCGAUUGAAAGAUCUCUACGAUUACGACCGCAGCUUCGACCCCUGGAGCUAUAGCAGCUUCGUCUGGAAGGAGGAAUUGGAAAGACGUGCAAAAGCAAGACCUACCCGCCGCUGAUGCCGAAGACCAGUAUCGUCAUCGUGUUCCACAACGAAGCCUGGUCCACGCUUCUCCGGACGGUCUGGUCGAUCAUCCAGCGGUCGCCAGCGGCGCUCCUCCAGGAGAUCUUGCUCGUCGACGACGCUUCAGAGAGAGAUUACCUAGGAGAGGAGCUGGAGAAACACGUCAAAACACUCCCGGUGCCCGUUCGAGUCCUGAGGACAGGUCAGCGUUCGGGACUGAUCCGCGCCCGGCUGCUGGGUGCCAAGCAGGUCAAAGGUCAAGUCAUCACGUUCCUGGACGCCCACGUGGAGUGCACGGAGGGGUGGUUGGAGCCCCUGUUGGCGCGCAUAGCUGAGGACAGAACUCGCGUGGUAUGCCCUAUUAUUGAUGUCAUAUCGGAUGAGACCUUUGAAUAUGUAACGGCUUCUGACAUGACCUGGGGCGGUUUUAACUGGAAAUUAAACUUCAGAUGGUAUCGGGUUCCUCAAAGAGAAAUGGAGAGACGCGGUGGUGACAGAACACAACCUCUCAGGACUCCAACCAUGGCUGGUGGAUUAUUUGCCAUCGAUAAGGAUUAUUUUGAGAAAAUUGGUCGAUAUGACGAAGGCAUGGAUAUCUGGGGUGGAGAGAAUUUGGAAAUGUCAUUCAGGGUGUGGAUGUGUGGGGGUACGUUAGAGAUCGCCACUUGCUCCCACGUGGGUCAUGUGUUCCGCAAGUCCACCCCCUACACGUUUCCAGGGGGCACAUCCAAAAUUGUUAACAAAAACAACGCGCGUCUCGCCGAGGUGUGGUUGGACGACUGGAAAGAAUUCUAUUACAGCAUUAACCCAGGAGCAAGAAGUGUCGAUUAUGGUGAUGUAAGUGCCAGACGAAAGUUAAGGGAGGAACUGAAAUGUAAGAGUUUCAGAUGGUUCCUUGAAAAUAUUUAUCCCGAGUCUCAAAUGCCAUUGGACUAUUAUUAUUUAGGGGAGAUCAUGCUCUCAGAAGAAAAGAAAUGUUUAUAUGCUGAUGGCAGUGACCAGUUAAAAUUAUCAGACUGUGGACGAAGUAGCUAUCAUCAGGUAUUUGCUUACACAAAACGACAGCAGAUUAUGUCGGACGAUAAUUGUUUGGAUGCAUCUAACCCAAGUGGUCCAGUAAAACUUGUUCGUUGUCACGGCAUGGGUGGCAAUCAGAUGUGGACGUACAAUGACCAGGAUGGUUCUAUUAGGCACGUAAAUUCUGGACGUUGUCUACAAAAGCCUGAUGCAAGAGAUGUUACACUACCUGUCUUGAAACCUUGUGAUGCGGCAGCAAGUCAACAGUGGGUUAUGAAAGGAUCAUUCAAAUGGCAAGCAAACUAAAAGGUCAUAUUUGAUAGUGGAUUGAAUGUAUAUUAUAAACUGACAAUAUGGAGUGUAAACUGUGCUAGUGAACACUGUAAAAGACAGUGGAUAUACUGCAUACAGAAUCUAGUGUCAGGGUCCCGGACCACAGUUAAGAAUAAGCUGCAAGAUUUAUUGCUUAAGGAAUUGUGUUAUGAACCCUUACACGAAGACAACAAAAGUUUACGUUAAAUUUGGAAAAUUUUAUUAGAUUUGGGUUGUGAAUUCAGUGUGUUGCUUUGCCACAUGGUAGUGGAUGGUAACCAUGCAAUUGUACUUAAUGUGGGUAAUUUAAUAUAUAAUGGAGAACUCUGACCAUGUAAGUUUUGCAACACAUAGAGUGAGAAUAAGUAUCUCAGUUCAGAGGUUUGGUACUAAGCGCAAACAAGUUUUAUAUCCAAGUUUGUAUCUGAAUAAUGUUUUAUUUAAGAAUUGUGAGUGUUACUACAGUUUAAACUUGUAGACUAAGCAUUAAUCGACAGAAAAUUUGAGAUGAAAUCUGAAGUAGAUGAAGUAUCAAAACAGAAUAUUUGAGAUAUAAUCUGAAAAUUUGAGAUGAAAUCUGAAGUAGAUGAAGAAUCAAAUCGGAAUAUUUGAAAUAUAAUCUGAAAAUUAAUCUGAAUAAAUUAAAAAUGUAUUUAGUGUAAAUAAUCUGAUUACCUUGUAACUUCCAGAAAUGUAUCUUCCUGUAUUUUCCCAGGUGUUGCAAACCAGUGCCUUCUACAGAGAAACAAAAUAAAAAAAAAAAAUUGCCAGAAGGUUUUGCUUUCUUAUCAAAAAUAUAAACGACACCUGGUUUAGAGGGCGUUCUUACCCAGUUGUUUGGCAACUGUGCUGAUAUAGGAAAGGCUUCCCAUUACUUGUAAAGGAUAAGAGGAAUGUUUUAAAAAUUUUAUUCUAUAAAUAUAUUUUUUCUCAUUGCAAUAAAGAUACUGUUUCAAAUCAUAAAAGGAUAUAUUUUUCCUAAGACUUUUCUCCAUGAGAGAAAAAUAAGGAGGGUGAUUCCUCCUCCUACUCCUCUGUAGCUUCAAUAUGUAUGUAGUGUUAUAUAAGCUCUGUACUAAGUUUUGCACAUAGUGCGUGGGUAUGAAAGCAUUAUUGCUUGCAGCUGAUGCAUAUUUCCUCUUGAAUGUGUACCUUAGACCAAUUAAUUAUUCAAGAAGCUAUACUACUUACUACUGCAGUACCAACAUAGUGUAUAACUGUGAUAGCUGCACAAAAGCUUUUAAAAGUGCAGGUCGCUAAUUUACUUUCUCAUUUAUAAAUUAAUUAAAAACAAUGAAAAACUCUCAUUUAUAAAUUAAAAACAAAAAGGGAAGCAUAUCAAAAUUAAACUGUUGGUGAUAUCUGAAUCUUUCCUGUUUUAUGGUAAUUAAUAGUAAGCCUUACAGGUGACCAUGAUUCUUGUUUGACAAAAGUACUACACAGAGCAAGUGUUAAAAGUUCUGUUCUUUCUCUGGUCUGCCAAUUCACCAUAAAAUGUCUGUACAUACCACUGGACUUUUUUAACAAAAUCAAUACACAGCAUGGCUACAGAAAGAGCAGUAUGCAGUUAUUGCUUUUAUCCACGUGGAUCUUGCAUUUACCUUCACAGUGAUAGGCUUUGUACAAAAAUAAGUAUUUCAGAAUUACUAAUUUUUUCCUUCAUUGCAAGUUGGUACCAAUGACAGUUAAUUUUGAUGAGGUUAACAAUAUUUGUCAAAUUACUUAUUUGCUAUAAUUUGAACUUUUUGGUAAAUCUAAGUGAAUACUUUCUUCAGAAUUUCUUCAAAACAGAGCUUUUCCUAUAACAUUUAUAGCCUGUACUUAAUCUUCACUGUGACUAUAGUUAUGAUUUUCAUUACCCUUUUGCUCAUAGCUAACAACCUUUAAAUAAGGUUCUAGGGUCAUUGGUAACAAUAACAUUAAGGAUUUAUUGAUUUUGUUUCAUUAGUAUUCAUUAAAGUAAGUUGAAAGAAGCUGAUGCAUUUUAAAUAUAUGAAAAUUAUAUGUAAAAAAUGGUGUCUCAAGGUAGCUGUUAAGAUCCUUAUGUGCCAAGGGAGAGCUAUCACAUAAUCUAUUAUAUAGGAGGUAACAGGGUCAAAUAAAGUUUUGAUUAACAGCGUAGUGUGUAAGCAAAAUAUUUUGAGAUGGUGCUGGAAAUUACUAUUCUGUUUUUCUUUUUCUCUUGUUCUAUUUUGUACGGAGGAGAAACAUGAGGCAGUUCCUACUAUUUUGCUGUGUAUUCUCACUCUACGAAAUAUAAACAUUCCAUCAAGGGUCGGUUCAUUCAUUCUUUUCUUCCUUGACCCUAGUCUCGUUCUCAUUCCAUUAUGAAAUACAGUAACUUAUGUGCCUAAUUAUUUUGAUGUAAAGUGUAUUUUUUUUAAAAGGCUUGAGGUGACCACUUAGCACAUGUGGUUUUUUACCUGAUAAAUUGUAAUUUUCCUCAACGCGAGGCUACUGUUUUUGUCAGUAUAGAAAAUGCUGCACAAAGAAACCUAUGCCUGGUGUGCAAGUCCAGUUUAAAAUCAGGAGCUGGUUUCCCUGAUUUUUUACUUAAUUUAUCACGAAAUACAUUCUGAUAGGGUGGUGAUGAUAAGGUGUGCAGAUGUGUAAAUAAUUAAGUCAAUUUAUUUGUGUCUGUUGUAUUUUGUAGAUGUUUUUCUCUUACCCUAAGAGUUGUAUUUUCAGACUUGAAUAAAUUACAGAACUGAAAUGUACCAUGGAAGAUUGUAUUGUGAUGAAAUUGAGAGCGUCUUAAAGAAAACUGAAAUCAAAUUUAUCAUGGAAAUUUGGAAACUUGAAAAUAGAAUAUUAACCUUGUCCUGAUACAUUGUAGAAUCAUUGGGAAUAUGGACACUGUUUUAUUGAUUAAAGGGAACAGCGUAUGUAUUGAAAAUCAAUACGUACUCAAAUUUUAAAAAGCCUAAUUAUUGAAAUAUUAAGUGACUACUAUCCUGCCACACAUCUUCAUCCUAAACUUGUGGCUUAUGUGUAUCUUUUCACUAGCUGAAUUUCCUAUUUGUUUAUGAAGCUGUCAGUUUACGGUCUAUCAGUAUUUGGCUCAUUGUUUGAAAAUUUAAUGAGUGAUAAACUAGAUUUUAAGACAAAUUUUUCUGGUGAACAUAUAAAUAUAAAUAUAUAUAUAGUAUAUAUAUAUAUAUAUCCUCCAAGCCUUCUUCCAUAGUGUUGAAUGUGGACAUGAUUGCCAAUGGUGUGAAUGGGUUUUUUAUAUAUGAAUUAUUUUGACUGUGGUGACAUUGAGUUUUACUUAAGCUGUUGCUAAUUUCAAGCAUGUUAAGUAAAUUCAUCAUUUUUAUAUCCUGGGUAUGAUACUAUAUAUGCUUACAUGUCAUUCCUACAAAAAUGGUGCUCGGAAAAUUAAACCCCUCAAGCUGUCUCUCCUACAUGAUUGUGUACAACAAUAAAGAUUUUGCAAUUUGAAUGAUCGAGAGAAUUUUGAUGUACAGUAAGACAUUUCAUUUAUAACCUGAAUAUAGUAUUUUCCUUGUGAAAAAAACAUUGCACACUAUCAACAAAUGCGCUUGUAAUAUGCUUAGUUAUUAUACCCUCUCGACAAAGCUUGAGGUGCUUACGUCUCAUUUUCCUUUGCUAUUGCUUAAGUCAAAGCCCAGUGUAUGUUUUAUUUUCAUUACAUUGUUACUGUAUGCUGCUUUUGUCAGAAAUCUGUGGAUUCUCCCAUAGUGUGUAUGUGAGGUGAUGGGAAUCUUAAUUUUUUUUUAAUAAAAUGUUUUCAAUUUAAA
Macrobrachium nipponense is the source of this 6127-nucleotide messenger RNA. It is a transcript of the gene Pgant5, whose product is annotated as polypeptide N-acetylgalactosaminyltransferase 5-like. The record is from RefSeq and is a predicted model, not a curated record. Gene Ontology annotation, biological process: protein O-linked glycosylation. NCBI's taxonomy places the organism in Eukaryota, Metazoa, Arthropoda, Malacostraca, Decapoda, Palaemonidae. Gene Ontology annotation, molecular function: polypeptide N-acetylgalactosaminyltransferase activity. Gene Ontology annotation, cellular component: Golgi apparatus.